AUGGAUACGAAUAAUGAUGAUACACAAGUUAAAAAUGCUCAAUCGUCUAAACCACGUAUGAAUCGAAUUCCAAAUGAUGAAAUGGCAAAGGUGAUGAGAAAUCCAUGGGAUCCUUUACAUUCUUCUGAUUGGGAUGAAUGCAUUCCUACUACUACUUGUUUAAGAAGAAUUCAACGUGAUAUUUCUUCCAUGCUGAAAGAUUCUCCACCGGGAAUUUUUAUUGAUACUGAUCCUGAUAAUAUUACAAAGAUUCAUGCUCUUAUAAUCGGUCCGUCUGAUACAUCAUAUGAAAAUGGAUUCUUUUAUUUUAUAAUACGUUAUCCACCUAAUUAUCCAUUUCAACCUCCUCGUUGUCGUUUCAUGACAACUGCAAAUAAUACAGUUCGUAUGAAUCCAAAUCUUUAUCAAAAUGGCAAAGUUUGUGUAUCCAUUCUCGGUACUAUGACUGGACCAUCAUGGUCUCCAGUUCUAACUUUGGAAUCUUUAAUGCUUUCGAUUCAAUCGUUAAUGUCCGAAAAUCCAUACCAUAAUGCACCAGGUUUUACAAAAGAACGUCGAUUAGGUGAGUCGAAAGCCUAUAAUGAAACACUAAAACACGAAACACUUCGUGUUGCUGUCUGCAAAAUGCUUGAAACUACUAAUGUAGUGCCACAACAAUUACGUGAAAUUAUGAUAAAGCACUUCUUGAAGUUCUACGAUUAUUACACUGAUGAAUGUAACAAAAACAUAGAUAAAGAUGAUCAACAAAUGAUAGAUCCAUUUAAUAAAAAUUGUGGUUUCUUUCAAUAUUCAUCCCUACUCACGCGUUUGCAACAGUUAAAAUAUGAACUAGAAAGUAACAAAUGUUGCAAUGAAGAAGAACAGCAGUCCGAUUUCGAUAUUAAUCAAGAUAUAAGUUCUUCUAUUAAUAUUGCUUCAAAUAGACUAUCGGAUUGUAGGAUAAAUACAGAUGAAAAAGUUUUUGAUAACGAAAGAAAAGUGAACCACAAUCAAGAUGAAGUAAAAGAAGAACAUGCAAAUGAUAUUCAAUCAUCAGAAACAAAUCUAUUAAUUUGA
Messenger RNA from Rotaria sp. Silwood2, 1056 nucleotides. The record is from the annotation of a GenBank genome assembly. NCBI's taxonomy places the organism in Eukaryota, Metazoa, Rotifera, Eurotatoria, Philodinida, Philodinidae.